Zingiber officinale is the source of this 1428-nucleotide messenger RNA. RefSeq lists its product as uncharacterized. The transcript has 3 exons. The record is from RefSeq and is a predicted model, not a curated record. Bases 1 to 1428 code for a protein of 475 amino acids. NCBI's taxonomy places the organism in Eukaryota, Viridiplantae, Streptophyta, Magnoliopsida, Zingiberales, Zingiberaceae. Gene Ontology annotation, molecular function: zinc ion binding; nucleic acid binding.
AUGGCUCUUCGCGAUGACUUUGAAGGAUUGCGUGGAACAAUUUUACAUCGUAGUCCUCUCCCUUCUGUUGAUUCAGUAGUACAUGAAUUGCUAGCUGAGGAGAUUCGUCUUAAGUCCCAGGUUGAUAAGAAGACUAUUGCGUCAUCUACGCCAUCAGUUUUUGCAACACCACAACGAUCUAUGCCACAUAAUCAAAGUAGGUCGACUUCGAAGGUUUUUAUUGAUGAGUGUGCCUAUUGCAAAGAAAAAGGACAUUGGAAGUCUCAAUGUCCAUUACUAUUGAACAAAGGUAAACAACAUCAGCAGCAAAGAUCUCAGUCCCCACCAUUGCAACAUCAGAAUACUUCGUGGAAAUCUAGUAAUCAACCACAGUCUGGUAAUGCAGUGGCUGCCCCCUCUUUAGAUCCAUAUAUGCUUGAGCAGUUUCAACAAUUCCUUGCUUCACAGCCCUCUGCCAUGUCUGCUUCUUCUCAUAUAGGCUUGUCAUCCUCUAGUGCAUCAGUUAUGACGGCUAAUGGUACUCCGAUGCCAUUAUUAGGUGUUGGUUCUGUUGUUACAACUUGCUUAUCUCUUUCCGAUGUCUAUUUUAUUCCUAGUCUUACACUUAAUCUUGUUUCUGUUAGUCAAUUGUCUGAGUCUGGAUAUUUAAUCUCUUUUUCCUUAUCCAAUUGUUAUGUGCAAGACCCGCAAUCUCAGAAGGUGAUUGGGAUAGGCCGUAGGCAAGGGGGACUUUAUGUUUUGGAUAAGCUUCAAGUACCAGAUGUUGCAGCUUCUAAUCUUAUUCACAUUGAUCCCUUCAGUACCGACACCGACGAAGCCUCCCCCACGACUACUCUUCCACAUGACAGCUUCAGUGAAUCUGGUAUUCUCGAGACACCAGCUCCAGCUCCACCUCCCCCUCCUGCGCCUGUUCCAUCACCUCAAGAGAUUGCGGACAAUCCUAUUCGUCGGUCUACACGUCCUCGUAAGUCUACUAGACUACCCGAUUUUGCUUAUUCUUGUUAUUCCACUUCCUUUGCUUCUUUUGUUGCUUCUGUUCAUCGUCUUUCUGAGCCUCUGUCCUAUAGAGAAGCUGUUGGUAAUCCUCUUUGGCAGAAUGCUAUGGACGAGGAAUUAACUGCUCUGCAUCAUACUCAUACUUGGGAUUUGGUACCUCUACCACCAGGAAAAUGCGCCAUUGGUUCUCGUUGGGUCUAUAAGAUCAAAACUAAAUCUGAUGGUUCUAUCGAAAGGUACAAAGCUCGUCUUGUUGCUAAAGGUUACUCUCAGGAAUAUGGCAUGGAUUAUGAGGAAACUUUUUCUCCUGUUGCUAAAAUGACCACUGUUCGUAUGUUAAUUGCUGUUGCCUCUGCUCGUCAAUGGAAAAUAUCUCAGAUGGAUGUCAAAAAUGCUUUCUUGAUGGUGAUCUUUAAGAAGAAGUGUAUAUGA